Molecule: messenger RNA, 1032 nt
Organism: Suillus plorans
Lineage: Eukaryota; Fungi; Basidiomycota; Agaricomycetes; Boletales; Suillaceae
Product: isoprenoid synthase domain-containing protein
Exons: 3
Coding region: 1-1032 (343 amino acids)
Source: RefSeq, a predicted model, not a curated record
AUGUUUUCCACUGUCACCCACACGACCACUCCUGACUGCGAGCCCUCACAAUUCAUUUUACCUGACCUCAUCAAUGAUUGCCACUAUCCCUUCCGACAGAACCCUUACCGUGAUGCAGCGUGCCGCGCAUCUGUUCGAUGGCUUAUGUACGUGGCGCAAAUUGCAGAGCCCGAGAUCAGAGGGUAUAUUGAUGCGGAUGUAAAUGGACUUGCUGUUGCUUGCUAUCCUGAUGCAGAUGCUUUCCAUCUCCAAGUCUGCUCUGACUUCUUGAACUGCUUGUUCAUGACAGACGACUUGAUGGAGUCUGGCGUUGUCGAUGUACGGGAAGUGCAUGAAUCCUGUAUUUCUGCAUUCCGCGAUCCCAUCAAUUUUGACACGGAUCGGCUUGAUGCAAAGAUGUGCAAAUCGUUUUUCAGUCGCUUUAAGGAGACUGCAGGUCCCGGCUGCACAGAGCGGUUUAUCUACACAAGCGGAUUGUACUUCACUGCUGUGGCUAAGCAGGUGGAUGACCAUGCCAAAGGGCAUGUAUAUGAUCUAGAAUCUUACAUUGCCUUGAGGCGAGAUACAGGCGGAGUGAAGCCCUGCUUUAGCCUCAUCGAAUUCGUAGCUCGAAUUGAUCUUCCCGACGAAGUUGUGUCGCAUCCAGUUGUGAAGGCCUUGGAGGAAGCGACCAACGAUCAUGUUUGUUGGCACAACGAUAUUUUGUCAUACAACAAGGAGCAAUCUUGCGGUCACGCACCCUGGGAAAACAUAGUUCCCGCGAUCAUGCACGAACAAGGACUAGACCUGCAAGGCGCCAUGGACUACGCUGGUAAAAUGUGCAAAGAUGCCAUCCAGCGCUUCGACUCCAACUGUGCUAUCCUCCCCUCGUGGGGCGAAGAGGUUGACAGGCAGGUGGCUAUCUAUAUCAAAGGGUUGCAGCACUGGAUGAUCGGCUCACUUCGCUGGCAUUUUGAUUGCCCCCGCUAUGCUGUCCCACCGGACCGAAUCAUCAAGCUCCUUCCCAAAAGGCCUUACAAGUGUGGAGCCUAA